AUGAAACCGGGAAAAAGUGAAGGAAAGGGAUAUUGUACUUAUAUUUUUUUCAGAAUUAAGGUGGUUAACCAUAUCUUUUUUUCAGCACUAUUUUUCAUGUUCACAGAACAAGGAUAUCGAUUUGAUAUUGGUUGGUUCUUGACAGCUACAUCACCGCAUAUGUGGUCUGCUUUAGGCAUCGCUUGUUCAUUGUCGUUAUCAGUUUUGGGAGCAGGCUGGGGUAUAUUUACUACAGGUGCAUCAAUUUUGGGUGGUGGUGUUAAAGCACCACGUAUUCGAACUAAAAACUUAGUUUCAAUUAUAUUUUGUGAAGCUGUUGCGAUUUUCGGUAUUAUCAUGGCAUUUGUAUUUCUUGGAAAAACUCACGGCUUCAGUCGGGCGAUUGCAUCAGAUGUGGUGCUGUCUAAAAACAUUGCUAGUGGAUAUAUGAUAUUUGGUGGUGGGCUAACUGUUGGCUUCAGUAAUUUUGUCUGUGGUUUGUCUAUAGGCAUAGUAGGAAGUGGUGCAGCCCUAGCAGAUGCCGCUAAUCCCGCCUUGUUUGUGAAAAUUUUAAUUAUUGAAAUUUUUGCUUCUGCAAUUGGUCUGUUUGGAAUGAUUAUAGGCAUUGUUCAGGUAAACAACUGUAUAAUUUUUUUGCAGAUUCAGAAAAAAUUUUUAUUACUUUUCAUAGGGCCCAAUACCAAUAAGGUUGCUAUGGGUGAUCAAAUCUAA
This is a messenger RNA of Thelazia callipaeda (thelaziosis nematode), 711 nucleotides long. The record is from the annotation of a GenBank genome assembly. Lineage: Eukaryota; Metazoa; Nematoda; Chromadorea; Rhabditida; Thelaziidae.